Messenger RNA from Syngnathoides biaculeatus (alligator pipefish), 2150 nucleotides. RefSeq names its product WRN helicase interacting protein 1 (gene wrnip1). NCBI's taxonomy places the organism in Eukaryota, Metazoa, Chordata, Actinopteri, Syngnathiformes, Syngnathidae. Gene Ontology annotation, molecular function: DNA binding; single-stranded DNA helicase activity; ATP binding. The record is from RefSeq and is a predicted model, not a curated record. Gene Ontology annotation, biological process: regulation of DNA repair; DNA repair; DNA-templated DNA replication. Gene Ontology annotation, cellular component: nucleus. The transcript is spliced from 8 exons. The coding region runs from base 193 to 1977 and encodes 594 amino acids.
GUAAAACAUGGGUUGUACUUGAAGGGUAAAACGAACACGACAAAAGUUUAUUUUUUACCUUAAAAUUCCACGCUGUUAAAAUAUGACACAGAAGGUGAAACAAGUUGUAUUUUCAUUAAAUAUAUACUGGAUAUAAUUUUAAAAUUACGUCUUGAUCACGUGACAAGGAGCCGAGGUUUAACGGGCAGCAAGAUGGCGAGCGACGGGACACGCACCGCGUCGGACUCGGUGCAGUGUCCAGUUUGUUUUCAAGACUUCAACUGCGACGCUAUUAAUGAACACCUCGACGUUUGUUUGCUGAAGAGCGACGCCCACAACGGUCGCUUGUCGACGGACUCCGACGCUGGACCCCCGCUGAAGAAGUUUUGUUCCGAAGCAGACCCUAAGCCCCAAAACAUGGCGUCCUCUGUCCCGCAUGGAGUUUUGUCCAUGUUUUACGACAAGAGGAAAAGUUCAGUUCCAAAUGACACACAUAAUACCCCGUUCUCUAACAAACAGCUUGGUGGAGGCGCGGUCAACAAAGGAGUUAAGCGUACUUUUGUGGCCGAGACCGAACCCGGAAGCUCCGGGAUGCCGCAAAAGAAUGGCGGACAGACUUUGAACGCUACAGGUACUUUGUGCCUACAGACUUUGCUAACGUCAACCAAACCACUGGCGGAGAUGCUGAGGCCGAACACGCUGGAGGACUAUUUUGGUCAGAGUAAAGUUGUCGGCGAACAAACGCUGCUGCGGUCCCUGCUGGACUGCCAGGAAAUACCCUCGCUCAUCCUCUGGGGACCACCGGGAUGUGGAAAGACCACCCUGGCUCACAUCAUCGCCAGCAACAGCAAGAAGAAGGGCACGGCCCGCUUCGUGAGGCUCUCGGCCACCAGCGCGUCCACGGCCGACGUGCGCGAGGUCAUCAAACAGGCGCAGAACGAGCUGCGGCUGUGCAAGCGCCGCACCAUCCUCUUCAUCGACGAAAUCCACCGCUUCAACAAAUCCCAACAGGACACGUUCCUUCCCCACGUGGAGUGCGGCACAAUCACUCUGAUUGGCGCCACCACCGAGAAUCCGUCCUUCCAGGUGAACUCCGCUCUGCUGAGCCGCUGCAGAGUGCUCGUCCUCGAGAAGCUCUCGGUCGAGGCGAUGGGCUCGAUCUUGGACCGGGCGGCGGCGGCGCUGGGGAUCGCCGUGCUGGAACGGGAUCAAGGCAAUCCCGAACGGAUGGAGCGCCGAUCUGACAGAAACCAGCCAAGAGUUUACAUCGAACAAAAAGCCCUGGACACAAUCGCCUACCUGUGCGACGGCGACGCCCGGACCGGGCUCAACAGUCUGCAACUUGCCGUCCAGGCGCAGGCCGGCUCGGCCCGAGCCGGCCCGGCGGGACCAAAUGGUUCCUCCGGGGAUAUUCUCGUGAAGGAAGAACACGUCAAGGAGGGUCUCCAGAGGUCUCAUAUUCUCUACGACAAAGCCGGCGAAGAGCAUUUCAACUGCAUCUCAGCGUUGCACAAGUCCAUGAGAGGCUCCCACGAGAACGCCGCCCUCUACUGGCUGGGCCGCAUGCUGGAAGGCGGCGAGGAUCCGCUGUACGUGGCCCGUAGGCUGGUCCGCUUCGCCAGCGAGGACGUGGGUCUGGCAGAUCCCUUGGCUCUUCCUCAAGCCGUGUCCACUUUCCAGGCCUGUCACUUGAUUGGGAUGCCUGAAUGUGAGGUGAUCUUGGCUCAGUGUGUGGUGUACCUCUCCCGAGCGGCCAAGUCCGUGGACGUGUACAAGGCCUACAAAAACGUAAAGGCCUGUUUGAGGAACCACAAGGGCCCCCUGCCCCCCGUUCCGCUCCACCUGCGCAACGCGCCCACCCGCCUGAUGAAGCAGCUCGGCUACGCCGAGGGUUACAAGUACAAUCCGGCCUUCAGCGCCCCCGUGGAGCAGCAGUACCUGCCCGACGGUCUCCAGGGUGUCGACUUCUUCACCUGGACGCCGUCGGAAUGGGGAUGAAAGAGGCCAUACGGCUAAAGAGGGGUUGCUCCAGCCUCGUCCGACCACGGAUGUGCCAUCUCUGCCUUGACAGUUCAGGGGACCCCCGGAAUUACCCUACAACACGACAGGCGAUAUCACAGCCCAGCAUUUUUUUUUUUGUAUCACGUAACACCCCCAUUAAAACUUAACAU